Oldenlandia corymbosa var. corymbosa is the source of this 1166-nucleotide messenger RNA. The record is from the annotation of a GenBank genome assembly. NCBI's taxonomy places the organism in Eukaryota, Viridiplantae, Streptophyta, Magnoliopsida, Gentianales, Rubiaceae.
ACGAAGCGUGAGCUCAAAGCAAAAUGGACUGAAAAAGUAGAAGUCUAGAAAAAGAAUAGUAGUAUCCAAAACAAAAGUGGGCUGCCCAGAAAGUGAACAAACAAAACAACAGAAACACAAAAAAAACCACCUCUGACGGCUUCGCUUCCGUCACCGCGUUGGCAAAUAUCCCGCCGGGCCCACCGCCCACAUCCGACGUCGCUUUCCUUCCUCAUUUCUAUAUAACAACCACUCCUUCCACUCAUCCUUUCAUACAAUUCAUUCACUCAUUCAUUCCCAGAUCAGAAUUCCUCAAUUCUCAAACGUCAGAAUUUUCAUGGGUAUAAGUUAUUCUUCUGGAAAUUCAAGUAGCAACCGUGCAUCCGUCAAGAACGAUUUUUCCUUCGCCAACGUUGUUUCUCUAAGUGGAGAAUGGCGGCAGUAUCCUCUCCCAAUUCAGGCAUCUCAGAUUCUUGAUUCCCAACCGGAUGUUUUUCUCUGUAAUUCCGACAGCUUGGCCUUCGACGAAUUCAUCCCGAAACUGGGCUCCGCCGAGUUUCUCCAGCCGGCUCAGAUUUACUUCGUCUUGCCCGUUUCCAAAUUGAAUUCUAGGCUCACCGGCCCGGAUAUGGCGGCUUUGGCCGUUAAGGCCAGCGCCGGAAUCCAGUCCUACGGCAAGAACGCCCGGCGGGGCAAGAGCAAAGCCCGGAUUUCGCCGGUGGUCGUUGUGGCGGAAGAAGUGCAUCAUCAUCGGCAGCCACCGGUUCUUCAACCCAUGAGCAGUACACCGGGUCUUCAGGCAUCUGGAUCCGGGUCAGCGAGGAAAUUGCAAAGGUUUUCUUCUAAACGGGCCAAAAUGGUUGUUCGUUCCUUCAAGCUCCGGCUGAAUACCAUCUACGAAGGAUCUGUGCUUGUCUCGAGUUAAUUACGCCAUAGAUUUUUGUACCUUGUGAAUAUGAUUAUUACUACUAAUUAGCUUAGGGAGCCCGGAUCCGGUAUCGGGUGAAUUAUGGAGCCCCGCAUCCGCAUUAGUGGAGGAGCUCCGUUGGUGUGAUUGCAUAGCAUUUGUAAAUUUUGUAUUUAUUCUCAAUUUUGUUAUUGUCAAUCACAAUUCAUUCAUUUUACUAUCCAAUUUUGUCCCGUUGUUCGAGUUGAUUUCUUCUUUUUUUUUUUUUUUUCUCGUACCA